GGGGGCCGCCUCUUCCCCCUCUGAGCCAAUCCCGGUGAGCCUGCGAGUGGCAUGGCUUCUUCCAGCUCCGGGAUCUCAGGUUAUGCAACUAGUUAAUGCUGCGAGCUAGUCCUGACGGCCUCCCAGUCCCCAGGCUAACCGCCAGGUGUUUCAGGUCCGCGCUCCCAGUCUCCCGUCGGGCGCAGAGCCCAGGCUCUGAGGAGAAUGGAUUCUUUGGAUACAUGGGACUUCUCACCUUUAAUAUCACUGUGGAUAAACAGAUAUUACAUAUAUUUGGGCUUUGCCUUUGGUAUUACCCUCUGGAUUUGUUUCCAGAUUAUCAUCAGGAAGCAGUCAUUUAUCUUCCAGGACAAGAACUCACAGGAGAAAUCAGUUCCUAAAGCAACUCGGGAUUUGAUGACAAAUGGUUAUAUCUCUCUUCCCAAGAAGGAAGUCUUUGUGUCUGGAGUGAAGAUUUUCUAUGGUUCCCAGACUGGUACAGCAAAGAAAUUUGCAACAAUUCUUGCUGAAGCUGUUACUUCCCUACACCUGCCUGUGGCAGUUAUUAACCUGAAAGAAUAUGAUCCAGAUGAUAAUCUAGUAGAAGAGGUUACUAGUAAAACUGUUUGUGCCUUCCUGGUUGCUACAUAUACUGAUGGUCGACCAACCGAGAGUGCGGAGUGGUUCUGCAAAUGGUUAGAGGAAGCAUCCAGUGAUUUUCGAUUUGGCAAAACUUACCUGAAGGGUAUGAGAUAUGUGGUGUUUGGCCUGGGAAAUUCUGCCUAUACGAGCCACUUCAACAAGGUUGGCAAGAAUGUUGAUAAGUGGCUCUGGAUGCUUGGUGCUCAUCGUGUGAUGACUCGAGGGGAGGGUGACUGCAAUGUGGUUAAAAGCAAACAUGGCAGCAUUGAAGCUGACUUCAGAGCUUGGAAGACCAAGUUCAUCUCUCAGCUCCAGGUGCUUUGUAAAGGAGAGAAGAAAUCCUGUGAUGGCAAUUGCAAGAAAGGCAAAUGUGAAUCUAAUCAACAUAGCUCAGAGGAAAUGGAGCCAGGGUCUCAUACUCAGGAUGGAUUGCAUCAGAGAGAUGCUGAGGAGGAGGAGUCCUUUGAGAGUUUCAGUGAGGAAGAGUCUGAUACCGAGGACCACCGGAGCCUAACUUCUAUCGUUGAUGUUGAGGACCUUGGCAAAAUUAUGAAUCAUGUGAAGAAAGAAAAGAGAGAAAAGGAGCAGCAGGAAGAGAAAACUGGUUUGUUGAGGAAAACAGUGAAGAAUGAAGCCAGUGAAAGAAGAGCUAUGAUAACUCCUGCUCUCCGAGAAGCCCUUACUAAACAAGGUUAUCAGUUGAUUGGGAGCCAUUCUGGGGUGAAGCUUUGCAGGUGGACAAAGUCAAUGCUCCGAGGGAGAGGAGGUUGCUAUAAACAUACAUUUUAUGGCAUUGAAAGCCAUCGUUGCAUGGAAACCACCCCGAGCUUAGCAUGUGCAAAUAAAUGUGUCUUCUGUUGGCGGCACCACACCAACCCAGUGGGCACUGAAUGGCGGUGGAAGAUGGACCAGCCUGAAGUGAUCUUGAAGGAGGCCAUUGAAAACCAUCAGAACAUGAUCAAACAGUUUAAAGGCGUACCAGGUGUCAAAGAAGAACGUUUUAAGGAAGGAAUGACAGUAAAGCACUGUGCAUUGUCUCUUGUGGGAGAACCCAUCAUGUACCCAGAAAUCAACAGUUUUUUGAAGCUACUCCACGAGUGUAAAAUCUCCAGUUUCCUGGUCACAAAUGCACAAUUCCCUGUGGAAAUCAGGAAUCUCAAACCGGUUACCCAGCUAUACGUCAGUGUGGAUGCCAGCACCAAAGACAGCCUGAAGAAGAUUGACCGCCCACUCUUCAAGGACUUCUGGCAAAGAUUCCUCGACAGUUUGAGAGCCUUGGCAGCAAAGCAACAACGCACUGUCUACAGACUGACUCUUGUUAAGGCGUGGAAUGUGGAUGAACUGCAAGCCUAUGCUGAGCUGGUGUCUCUGGGGUGUCCUGACUUCAUCGAAGUGAAGGGUGUUACCUACUGUGGAGAGAAUUCAGCAAGCAGUCUUACCAUGGCCAACGUGCCCUGGCAUGAGGAAGUGGUACGCUUUGUCCGUGAAUUGGUGGAUCUGAUCCCCGACUAUGAAGUUGCUUGUGAACACGAACAUUCCAAUUGCCUCCUGAUUGCUCACAGGAAGUUUAAGAUUGAUGGAGAAUGGUGGACGUGGAUCGAUUAUGAUCGCUUCCAGGAGCUUAUCCAGGAAUAUGAAGUCAGUGGUGGAUCCAAAACUUUCAGCGCGGAGGAUUAUGUGGCCAGAACUCCUCCCUGGGCUUUAUUUGGUGCCAGUGAAAGAGGCUUUGAUCCCAAGGACACAAGGUAUCAGAGAAAGAACAAAUCGAAGGACAUUUCUGGAUGUUGAGAUUAUCUGAAUUUAGGAUACUGAAGGACAAAAACUGAUGGCCCCAGAGGGUUCUCAGACUCCACUGUGAUUUUUUCCAAGGACGAAUUACACAAAUUCUAUUUCACGCCCAGGAGAAUGUAGGGCAGAACAUGGGGGUGCAGGUCAUGCCCUGGGGCUGAGGAAACAGCAUCCACACUGUUCUGCGGCCUCACCGUGUCUUCCCAGAGCUCAGUCCCUUGCCUGAUUUUACUUCUGAGAAGAAAGCCAUUUUGGGGGGAAGUAUACACAGUCUUUAUUAGGAUUUGACUGACAGUUUUGAGCUAUCAUUAGUAAGACUCCCUGGAGUGCUAUUCAUGAGUGUUGUGCAGAAUGAGUGCCUUCCUCUCCCCCUCGCGGGCUAUUGGCCUUCGCGGAUUGUACUACCCCGAGGUAAGUGUAUCCGCUCCCUCCGAGAUCGCCACCCUCUUGCUACCCCCUUCUUAUAUCUGAAAGUAACUUAAGUUGUCAUAAUUCUCAAUUGUUUUAAAAUACUGCAUAGAUUACUUCACAUUUUUGCUUAGCGCCAACCCUUUAGAAAUUGAAUUGAUUUUAAAACUGGACUAGAUCUCAUUCCUUCCCAUACAAAUUGCCACAGAAGGUAAAUAUAUGGGCUGGAUUAGAGUAAAAACUCGUUUCUAUGAGAGGAAUUGCCAUCUGAUGUCAUUGAAUAAUUAGUCUCACAAACAAACUUUGACAUAAUGAGUACAGUUUGCCUUUUGUUGAAAAGCCUCUCAUGAGCACACACACAGCAGGUCUGCCCGUCUUUCACUCUGGUAGUCCUGGGUACUUCACUCAGUCUGUUCUUUAAGUUCAAGUUUUUUCUAAGUGUAAACACCAUUGAAUACUCAAUAGUUUUUUAAAGUAUCAUAAUUAUUUAAAAAAUUCCUUUAUCCUAAAAUUUUAAUUAAUAAAAAAUCUUUUGUAGACAUUUAGAACACAGA
This is a messenger RNA of Miniopterus natalensis, 3371 nucleotides long. The record is from RefSeq and is a predicted model, not a curated record. NCBI's taxonomy places the organism in Eukaryota, Metazoa, Chordata, Mammalia, Chiroptera, Miniopteridae.